AUGGCUAACGCAGGCAGUCUUCCCGACAGAUCUACAUCAAGUGCUCGUCCCACACCGCCUCAGCAUAGCCGGACCAAGAGCUACACCCAUGUGUUCCCUGCACCAUCUCCAGCAGCCACCUCAAACCGAAAACCUCCUACCACGGUCACCGCUAAAGCCGGCAUGAACACCACAAAACCAUCUCCCAGGACGCAUACCCUAGCAGUAUCCGCGAGCAACUCCAACAUGUUCUUCAAUGGCCUCGAGUGGCUUCUUGAGUCGACUGCGGAACUGAAGAAGCCAGUAUCGCUGGAAGGGACUCCUUUGACCAAGGAUGCGUUGCGGAUUUUGGACAAGGAAUCUCCGGCGAGCAGCGGUGUGGAGAGUAGGAGCGAUAAGAUCAAUAUGACGAGUUCUGGAGGGACGAGCGCUCAGCGAUGA
Messenger RNA from Zasmidium cellare ATCC 36951, 420 nucleotides. RefSeq lists its product as uncharacterized. Lineage: Eukaryota; Fungi; Ascomycota; Dothideomycetes; Mycosphaerellales; Mycosphaerellaceae. The transcript has a single exon. The record is from RefSeq and is a predicted model, not a curated record. The coding region runs from base 1 to 420 and encodes 139 amino acids.